AUGCCAAUGCUUCCUCCUACGCCUUCCUCGCCGGCAAACCAAAAAAAUGAAGAGGAAGCUCUGGUUUUUGAUGCAUCUGUUCUUCAGGGUGAAUCCAACAUACCUUCGCAAUUCAUAUGGCCGGACCAUGAAAAGCCAUGUGCCGAGUUGCCGGAGCUUAUAGUCCCUCCGAUUGACUUGGGCGGUUUCCUCUCCGGGGACCCACAAGCAGUCUCAAAUGCUUCUCUGUUGGUCAACGAGGCAUGCAAGAAACACGGCUUUUUUCUGGUUGUAAAUCAUGGGAUUGAUACGAAAUUUAUAGCUAAAGCACACAAUUUCAUGGACGACUUCUUCCGCAUGCAUAUCUCAGAAAAGCAAAAGGCUCAAAGAAAGAUCGGCGACCACUGUGGGUAUGCUAGCAGCUUCACCGGCAGGUUCUCCUCCAAGCUUCCGUGGAAGGAGACUUUUUCUUUCAGAUAUUGUGCCGGCGAUCCCUCAUCGAAAAUUGUCGAGGAUUAUAUCGUAAAUGUGAUGGGCGAAGAUUUCAAACAGUUCGGGAGGGUGUAUCAGGAAUACUGUGAAGCCAUGAGCACUCUCUCCCUUGGGAUCAUGGAGCUUCUGGGAAUGAGCCUAGGUGUUGGGAGAAAGUUUUUCAGAGAAUUUUUUGAAGGAAACGAUUCAAUAAUGAGAUUGAACUAUUACCCACCAUGCCAAAAACCAGAUCAAACACUUGGAACGGGGCCACAUUGUGAUCCCACAUCGUUAACAAUCCUUCACCAAGAUCAAGUUGGCGGCCUUCAAGUGUUUGUAGAUGAACAAUGGCACUUCAUUAGACCAAACCCGGAUGCUUUGGUUGUCAACAUUGGCGACACGUUUAUGGCUCUGUCAAAUGGGAUUUACAAGAGUUGCUUGCACAGAGCAGUGGUGAACAACAGAACAGUGAGGAAAUCUCUUGCCUUCUUUCUAUGUCCGAGGAUGGACAAGGUGGUGACUCCGCCAAGAAGCUUGAUCAACGCUGAAAAUCCAAGAACAUAUCCAGACUUCACAUGGCCGAAUUUCCUCGAAUUCACGCAGAAACAUUACAGGGCCGACUCGAAAACCCUAGAUGCCUUCUCGAAUUGGCAUCGACAGAAUCACAAGAACAUCCAAGAAAACAAAAACAAGGAUUUUGAAGUGUCCGUUGCCCGUUAG
Corylus avellana is the source of this 1170-nucleotide messenger RNA. Its product is annotated as gibberellin 20 oxidase 1-D-like. NCBI's taxonomy places the organism in Eukaryota, Viridiplantae, Streptophyta, Magnoliopsida, Fagales, Betulaceae. The record is from RefSeq and is a predicted model, not a curated record.